Messenger RNA from Fraxinus pennsylvanica, 654 nucleotides. The record is from the annotation of a GenBank genome assembly. NCBI's taxonomy places the organism in Eukaryota, Viridiplantae, Streptophyta, Magnoliopsida, Lamiales, Oleaceae.
AUGGAUUCCUUUCAAUCUCAAACCCCAAAGAAAAGGCUAACUUCAAACCAGGUGAGGCUUUUGGAAACUAGUUUUAACGUCAAUAGCAAGCUCGACCCAGAUAUUAAGUCCCAACUCGCAUUACAACUAGGGGUGCCACCUAGACAAGUAGCAAUAUGGUAUCAGAACAAACGUGCACGUGAAAAGAAUCAGAGUCUUGAGAUAGAUCACAAGAUUUUGCAGGUAAGACUUGAAAAUAUUUUAUCCCACAAUGCUAGGUUGCAAGGAGAAGUGGCGAGGCUAAAGGAUGAGUUAAAUAAGGUUCAAGAAAUGUUACAAACCUUCAACUCUUCCUUUUCAAGCUCCUCUGAUGAAGUUGGAAGCACCAAUUUGAUUCAUAGCUCAAAGAAUCAUUUGGAUAUGGCGCCCUAUCCUUCUUUUAUCGGUGAUGCAGGCCAGUUUGGGCCAACAGAAGGAUAUGACUUGCUUGCAAUUUGCGGGCCUGCCCGUUCCAAGCAAGGAAUUGGGCCAUGUUGUCCAAGCGAAAGCUUGGGCUGCCUGGCUCUUAGAGUGGAGGAGACCGCGUCAGGCUGGCUUUACAGAGCAGCGAUGACCUCCCAUUCUUUGCAGUGGAAGGAUAACGGGCCGGUGCUUCCUGAUCCAAUAAAAGUCUGA